AUGAUCCGUAGCUUCAUGCUGCCGCUCGGGUUCAGAUUGGUAAACUCUCCAUCUUUCCUCCGCCGUUCAGAGGCUCUAAAAGAUCUUCCCGUCCGCACGAAGAAUAGUCAAGCUUCUCGCGCUCGUUCUGUUGUGGACGAGGAUAAAGAGUUCUAUUCGGGCGAGGAGUAUAUCGAGAAGCUCGUCAAUGCUUUUAACCCUGUGGAUGACGACGAUUUCGAUGAGGAGGAAGAUCGUGAUUCUGACCUUCAGUUCGUGUCGGAGCAGCCUAUUGUCGCUCCGAAGACUCCCUCUCGCCUUUCUCCAACGGCGAAAGGACAGCAGAGAGCAGUCUCUGAUGCUGAGGUCAAUACUCCAUCCCGCUGGAAGUGA
Molecule: messenger RNA, 372 nt
Organism: Clonostachys byssicola
Lineage: Eukaryota; Fungi; Ascomycota; Sordariomycetes; Hypocreales; Bionectriaceae
Source: the annotation of a GenBank genome assembly